CGAGACGACAUUCAUGUCUAUUGUCUCCUGUCCUGACAGUGACAAGACUAGUGAAGUGACUUCCAGAGUUAUCAUUUAUCUAAUGUUAUAUUAUUAACAUCGAGUACGAGAAGUUGAAAACGACAACAAUUAUUGUGUUUUUGCAUAAUAUCUUUAUUUAGUCAAGAACUACAAAUUUUAAUCCAACAAGUUUAUUUUUUGACACUUGUAUCUGAAAUGGGAGCUUCAGCAUUUCCUGUUAUAAUCAUGUCACUUUUCUGGGGUGGUGUGGGAAUCGUACUGCCGUUCUUGGUUCCCAAAGGCCCUAACAGAGGGAUAAUCCAGUGUGUACUGAUGCUCACAGGAGCCUGCUGUUGGUUAUUCUGGCUGUGUUGCUACAUGGCACAAAUGAAUCCAUUGAUUGGGCCCAAGAUCGAGAACAAAACAUUACUGUUGAUGGCGAGAGAAUGGGGAAACCCUGUCGAGUAAGGAUUUCAUCUUUUCUUCAAAAUCCAUUCCAAAACAUCUCACUUAACAAGGACGUAUUCGUCAGUCGCAAAACCUUCAAGCCGAUUAAUUACCGAUUAGUGUGGUUGUACAUUGUUGUAGGUGAUGGUAAAACAGUUUCAUUUUAAUGUAAAUUUGUGUAUAUAUUGCAACAGUCCUCUAAUUUUAAUUGUAUUAGCUAAAAAAUUUAAGUAAUAAUUUAAUGCUCCAUGAAAACAACUACUAUUUAGAGUAUCGAUAUGAAAAUAAAUUAAUUUUUAAUUAACUGUAAUGGUAGUGUAUUUAGAAAUCCACAGUAUUUUGUGUUUAUUGUUAAUAGGAUUAGAAUGAGCAAAUAUAUAUCCAUCAUUAAUCAAAUAA
Messenger RNA from Macrosteles quadrilineatus (aster leafhopper), 846 nucleotides. RefSeq names its product V-type proton ATPase subunit e 2-like. Gene Ontology annotation, biological process: proton transmembrane transport. Gene Ontology annotation, molecular function: proton-transporting ATPase activity, rotational mechanism. NCBI's taxonomy places the organism in Eukaryota, Metazoa, Arthropoda, Insecta, Hemiptera, Cicadellidae. The record is from RefSeq and is a predicted model, not a curated record. The transcript has 4 exons. Gene Ontology annotation, cellular component: proton-transporting V-type ATPase, V0 domain; plasma membrane proton-transporting V-type ATPase complex. The coding region runs from base 217 to 468 and encodes 83 amino acids.